UGUUCGUGUUCUCUGUUCUGCUCCGCUAUAGAGCAGCUAUAGAUGGACCCCUCGUAGAUGCCCAGAGCCGGCGCUCCUACUGCCACAACCGACGACUGUGUUUGUCUGUGUCUCCGUGUGUGUGUGCAUGUGCCUGAGUGUGCUUCUGUUGUGAGUGUAUGGAUGUACAUUCAUCUAGGACAACCGACCACGGUGCUGUUCUUGGCUGCUGCGACUACCCAACCCAGCCCAAGCGACGCUGCUCUCCGCCCUACAGCAGCAGCCUGUGUCAGCCUCUUCGAGCCUCUGCCUCUCCUGCUGUACGGAACAGAGCGAGAGCAUCGACGUGCAGGGGACUAUUACAGGAUCCCAGGCAGCUGCCGGAUCAGGCACCACCACCAAAACGGCCGAAAACAAACGAAGGCAAGCUCUGCUGGCGCUGGUGUUGCUGCCAUCGCGCUGCCCCUGUAGCGCCUACCACUUCAGUUGCAACUACAACCAUUAUUACUACUAAAACCGCAAUUACGUUUGCCAUUAUUGCUUUUUACUGCUAUCAAUUGUAGCUUUACAUGUCCUGAAGGCCAACACGAAGGCCGGUUAGUUUCUUCUGGAAGAAGAAAAAUGCGCUCGAGGCGUGCAACGCCGCGCUAGACGCCAUUCGCCAUUUACAUGCAAAUACGGUGCGUGGACAUCAACUACAGCACCUACUGAUGUUUGCUCACUAGUGUUCACCGCAGCGAAGUAUCAACGGCAAUUCCACCUCUUAAGUUCGUUGAGUGACCAGAGGGGUACGCGGUCCGACAGUGAUUCGGUAAUAAAACGAUAAUUGGCGACAAUUACAACAGAAACAAGGUGGUGUGAGGCACAUAUAAUAUAUAUAUAUAUAUAUAUAUAUAUAUAUAUAUAUGUGUAUGUAUAUAUAUGAGUGUGUCGGUGUGUCUGUGUGUGCGCUGUUCCUCACAAAAGGGAGGUGCUGCUGCUGCCUUGAGAGUCGCGAUGACGACGAAAAUGUGGCAAUAAUAACGUGGAAAAAUACAUCCGAGUAUGUUACAGUCGUAGCAAACGAAAUCAUUGUUCGCCGUGGUAUGAGUUGAUCUAAUAUCUGAGUACAUGAAGCAGCGGAAGGGUGUUAGCUAGAACGUUAGACGAGCUGUUUUCAUCCGGGUUUGUGCACUUGCCCAUAACCCCUCUGGAUUAAAGCUAUUACACCAUUCAGUGUGAGUGUUAGAUAGGUAUAUAUGCACGGUACAUCUUCCAUAUUAGCUGGUUGUGCUGCUACCCCACAAUUUUGAAGGUUAAAGGCUGUAGGAUCAUACUGGCAAGGAAAGAAUAAAGUGCAGUGACACUCGCUUACUGUCUGAAGUCACUUUGUACAAACAAGCAGCGUCGAUCUUUGAACACGCAGCGGACAGCCAGGCAGCUGUGGAGGUUCGAGCUUAAACGAGUUAGCAGAGGCAUCAUUAGCGCGCCGACAGGUUCGGCGCGCGGCAGCACGGCACAUGAGCCAAAGUCACGACGUUCACGAUGGAAGAGCUCGCUAGCGCCUCCCAGGUGAUGCUACAGUUGUGUCAGCCGGGAGGCCCACUGUCUCUAGGAGGUGCUGGAUCGGCUGGUGCUUUGGGAGGCCUAGCGGUGGGAGUCGGAGGCUUAGUCUCGUCCACAGGACCGAAUGGCUCGCCCUCAGCAUCUGCCGGCUGUCCGCUAAAUGCUGCAAGUCCUGGCGCAACCAGCGGUAAUGGCUCGCCAGGAGAACCUCUAGGCAGCCCCCUUGUGGUUCGAAGGCGCCGCCAGUGGCGUGAGAGCGAGACAAUGCUGUUUAUCCGAUCGUGGGAGAGACAUCACGAGGCACUUAAGAGCCAUCGUCGGAAUGCGCACAUCUACGAGAAGAUGAGAGAUGAACUGUCUGCUAACGGUCUAUCUGUCACCACGCAGCAAAUUCGUGUUAAAAUUGACAAUCUCACACAGGCAUAUAGGCGAACGAUGCGCGGUGCCCCUUUACGUGGAGGUGAUAUUCGUUGGUUCCAGUACAUGCAUCGCUUUCUUGGAGAUAACUUCGUGUAUCAGAGUGACUCAUCCGACGAACCAGUUGCUCUCGUAUGUCCAAAACGGUCCAGUUCUGCCAUAGUUUCAUCGCAGUCUAGUGGAAGUACUGGUCCUCAGUUGACGGGGGCAGCGGGAGCCGCAGACCUGCCUGACCCGCUCGGGCCCACCGCUGCUGGACGUGAUGCCGAAAUCUCCAGCUCACUUAAGCCUCCUCGUAUCACCGGUAGCGAGCCCUCAUCAGAAGUAACCUCAUCAUAUGUUGAUGAAGAGCGAAACUGCUCGACUACGCCGUUGUCAAGCUGUAGCUCAGGCUCCGCCGUCUUGCAGGCUCUUCAAACAUCAUUAGCAGUGCAUGCGUCAGUGACCGCAGCGAGUCCUGAGACUACCACACCGACGCCCGCCUCUUCCAGUUUAAACAGCAACUGCGGCAUUGGAAAAGAAAGCAUCAAUAUCGAUAAUGACGCUUUUCCAUGCAAAGAAAGCAACAUCGACGGCAGCAGCAGUAAUAAUAAUAAUAAUAAAAAUAAUGAUAACGGUAUAAAUGGCAACACCAGCGCACCAACCAUUAACAACCACAUCGACAACCUCAUCCAGGGCGCUAAGGAAACGGAGCAACGUGGAGGUGAUCUUGAUACCGAAGAGGAAAUGGCAGAGGAUACCAAACGUCCUUUAGCUGUCCUUCCCCCAAUACCUCCUGCUCUGCCGGGGUUGCACAAUCUUCCAUUGUCACUCUCGCUAGACCCGGUCGUUGUGUCUGCCAAGAAGUUUCUCCGAUUAAACUCAGCUGCUUCAUCAGCCAAUUCUGGGAGUUUGGCUAACGGAUCAGCGAUUCAUUCAGAUUCAAUAAGGAGACCUGGCACAUGUGGAAACGUAGUUAGAAAGAAGUGUUGCCACCAUCCAGAUGUUCUUUCGCGUAAGCUUGUCUCAUCAGUAGAACGAAUGCUACAGGCCCAACUAUUGGUAGCUCAGCAAGCUUUAGUGUCUCAACAACAACUACAACAGGCUAUUUUAGGUCAGCAGCAAUUGAUGCAAUGUCUCGUAGCACUUCAGGAUUCAAGCAAUCAUCGGCAGCAGCAGCAGCAACAGCAACAACAGCGUGACAACACCUCGUAGAUUUCAGCAUAUUUUCUGCAAGCGAAGGUCUUCAAUCAGAUGCCUCGAAAUGACAACAGCUUGUAGCGUAAGACGACAAGAAAAGUUGACACCAUUGAAUAGCAAAACAGCGGCAGCCGUGAGGCCUCGCAUCCGUGUUCUUCAGAGAGAAGAUGAAGCCGCUAUCAAAAGCCUUGCUCUAGUGUUACGUACAACCUAAGAAGUCCUACAACGAGCUAUAUAUAUAUAUAUAUAUAUAUAUAUAUAUAUAUACCUAGUUAUCUAAUGCAACAAGACAUCACUGGAGAUUACACUCGCUAUUACUCAAGAACUUUUAUGAAACAAGUAACAAGUUGCUACUCAUUUUAAAGCCAAUACCGGUAACAUAAGAGAGUCAGAGCUACUAAUUAAUCAUUUCAGACUUUGCAGUGUAAAGUGUACUAGGCGAACUCGAACGUGGUCUUCAUUCCAGUACGCACCUACGAAUUUCGACCACUGCGGAAGUCAAUUCUUUUCUCGAUAAACUCGAGGUGUGGCGUAUUAUGUGUUUAGGGCAUUGACCGCAAAUGCAAAGUGCGGUCCAGUACAUACAGCAUAUUCUCGAAGCCUUUUCUUAGAGGAUGUGUUAUCUAUUAACUUGCAGCGAAGGAUGCACAGGGUACUGGUGAUGGCUUUCGUAGCAGAUCACUAGGGCCAACUAAUCUGCGAUAUGCAUAUGAAGACAUACAAACCAAAAGUUUUAGUACACUGCUGAAUCACACUUAUCUAGAUGCUGGUGUCGGCUGCAGAAGGCGUUCGCCCCUGAAUUUUGCUAGGUGGUCGCUACUUAUUUUCGAACCCACAUAGUAUCGGACGUGGUAUUAUACAGCCUUCGAUAAACGAAUUGAUGCUGCCUAGUAGUGGUGUUUUUUUACCCUUCUUUCCAUUUAUUUUUUUAAUACAAAAGGAAACUAAACAUCGUUGUGUGCGACAUUUUUGUACCGGGGUGCAGGACCGUUUGCCGGAGUUAACGGUUUCCGCCAGGCAAUCAUCGAUAGUAACACCUAGAAGUAGAGGAAUAUUUUGCUUAGGUUGUAUCUGCUAGUAGCAAAUACUUCAGCGAGACGACACCUCCACCAAGAAAAAAGCGUUUUACCCGAAAUAUGCAGAUUGACUAUGCCUCUCUUUAUUCAAUAAAUUGCUCAUAGAAAAUAGUAUUAGUAACAAUAAUAAUGAUGAUUACUACAUAGAAUGGACCUUGUGAGGUAGACGAAUAUACAGAUAAGUAACGUUAGUGUAUUAUAUUAUGGGAAAAGUAUAUAUAUUAUUAUUACCUGAGAUUAUACUAAAGAGUCUAAAGAAUGAUUACAAAGUGGUGAUAACUAGAUGAUACUCUUAUAUACGUAAUAGUACCAGAUAUGAAUAUUACGAACGUGAGCUACCCUAAAAGAAUGAAUGAGUACAUGUUCAAAAUAAGAUAAAUCACACACACGCUCACUCACUUCUCACAGCUGCACAGGCAACAGAUGCCGUCACUAUUCGCUCACUAAAUGCACGCAGAUGUGCGGACCGGUUUGCCGUGUCCACUCAACAGCAACCGGUUCGAUCGUUCUUUUUUCUUCUCGAUCUUCGUUUGCGUAGUAUAAAUAACAAUUCCGAUUUAAAUUUCCGACACGCGUGAUAUGGCAGAGAACUUCUUGCUCUCUACAAUAUUAACCCUAUUCAUCGAAAUCUAGUCGUCGUGCAAUUAACUACUCUUCUAAAUUUUUGAAGAGGUGUAAAAACGUAGUUUUGAAUUUUAUCGUAAGGGUCACUAGGACGUUUCGAGAAUUUCAAAAUUCAGGCACAUUGUCGAGCGUUACUGACGUCAUUGACUUAAUUCAUAAGUGAAGAUAGUACUGUGCUUUCUGAUGGAAGGUCCUAAAGGUUAAAGCUUGUACUCACUGCUGCACAAUUUAUUAAUGAGCGGACUUUUAUUUUAAUUGUAUGCGCAGCAAGAAUGGCUGAAGCACGAUAUAUCUCAUUUUAGUGUAUAAUAAUAAUCCUAAAUCUUAUAAAGGAAAGGAGCCUCUGAUCUUUUACUCACAUUUGACAUGCGUUGUACUAAUCCUGGAAGAGUACCUUUAGUUAAAUUUUUCUCUGCGUAAACUGAUGCAACGUAUUGGCGAAAAUAACAGCAAAUUAAUGGUCUCAUUUUCUUUUUAUUUUUGAUUUAUAUUCAUUUCGACAUGUAUCAAUAGGGGAAAUAGGCUUUACAUGGAAGAUGUCGGUUACUAUAAAAUCAUGUAAAUUAGCUACCAUGUAAAAGUAGCACCUGCCACCAACGACAAAAUUAGUACACUUUAUUAUAUCAUUCUAAAUUAUAACGCGAUAAUUAGAGAAAGUUGAACAAACUGUCAAAAAACACAACUUACUGAGCCAAUUAUUCUACAUAAGCAACACCGCCAAACAGUGAGAAAAAAUAUAUACAUAUAUAUAUAUAUAUAUAUAUAUAUAUAUAUAUAUAUAUAUAUAUUACAAACAGCCCAAGUGCUCUAUAUAUAGGCGUAAAGCUUUAAGAAGAUUAUACGAAUACUACCGUCAAGACAAUAGGUGAAGCGUGAAUAUAUUGGGUUGUCGAAAGAAUAUUCAUUAUUUUCAAGUCAAAAUGGAAGCAAUUACUUUAAACUGACAUUACUAAGCUAAGCAUGCGCUAUGCAUUUUGAUUGAUGACCUUUUACGGUGUUUCUGGUAGCACCAUGAUGUCAACACUGUAGAACUUUUGAAUGGAAAAUUGCGAGAGGUUAUUUUUCCGUUCCUAUUUAAACUAAAUUACCACCACUGAGAGAGUUCUGCGGAGAUCGAAAAGAUAAUAAUCUGACCCGGCUGAUGCUCUCUCAAUUUUGCCUGAGUAGCUUACUGUCAUGGAUUUUUUCUAGAUGGCUUCCCUAGUCUUGUUAGUUGUUAAUAAUAGACAACCGAACCAACUGUUCUGUCAGGCGAUAAUACAGCAGUCCUUUUCAAUACUACCGAACAUAUUGCAUCACCUCCUUCCACGUCGAUUUUCGAGCACAUUUUUUAAUACUCCUUACUUGCAUAUUCUUGUCGUAUUUGUAACCGUGCCGUAUUUUUUAGUAUUAUGCCAAUUUAUGCGGCACCCAAAAAUUGAACCUUUUUUGUAGUUAAUACUUUUCGAAUGGUUUGAACUGUUUGGCGAUGGAUGUUUUUACUCAAUUUUUGGAAUAAAUUCACUAAGUUUUUUUCGCAGUUGGCCGACCAGUAGGACGACGUUUCGAAUCGAAAUUCCCAGAACGGAAACGAUAGAGUCCUGUUCAUUCCGUCUGUUUCGAUAACGCCUCUUGACCGUGUACAAUACAUUUUUUUGGGCCUUUUAGCAUUUGUUCCCUUAUCGUAACAAAUUUAGCAGUUUUCUUUUACUGAUCUUCAAGGCGCCUCGUAUCGUGUUUGAACGCCGAUCCAAUGCGACUCAAAUUAUUUAAGAUACGUGAUUUUCAAGCCAUCUAACUAGAAAAAAAACGGCCACUUUUGUGCACAUCCAAUAUCAUCGUUCGAGCAACAAUAGAGAUUACUCUCAGACUAAAUGAAAUGCAGAAACGUGUGUGUCAGUCGUGCUUCUUUUGCAACGAAUCAACAAUGACUCCAAGAACUUUCGACCAGUUCCUUUUUCAAACAACUUAGAGAGUAAGAGUAGAAUUUUGACAGGGUCACAAAUUUUGUUAGAAUUACGCAAGAUCAGUGUGCAGUACUAUUUGUCCGCUUGGAAGUUAUGAUCUUCAAGCGAUCACGCAGGCUUUCCAGAGGAAAUUGCAGUAGGCUGUUAACAACGCAUCAUAAGGCCAGUGAUUACUUGAUGAUAAUCGCUGAUUGUAACUAAACGAAUACAGGGUAUCUACUAUACGAUGAAAAUAUAUUUAUGACUAGUAGGGGCUUACAUGCCCCAUCUAUAUAUAUAUAUAUAUAUAUAUAUAUAUAUUUCUGUUAUUCACAUAGAAAGUACAUGAAGGUAAAGAAGAAAGCAUGGUAUAUUUCUAACAUGCGCUUCCUCAGUUGUGAAGAAAAGCAGUGUUCGUACAGUCAUGCUCAUGCCGCAUUCCGUUUUAUCUAUUUGAUUUCCUAGCUUUGUAAAACAACGCUUAAACUGACGAAUCAAUUUCCUUUUUGACCUAGCAAUUUGAAAAUACAAGUGGUGGUAUUUAUUACUGUUAUAGGUGGUGGGUCAUGAUUUUGCAUAGUUGUCGACACUUUUAUGUAACAGAAGCUAUGCUAGCUUCACGGUGAAAUCUUAGAUGAUGAUUCACAAGCGCGAAGUUUCUUUAUAGCGCUCCAUAUGUAUGCUAAUAAUGUAAAGCGCCCUUAUUUCCCCACCGGUGAUUAUCAGUCGCAAGAAGAUUGUUGAAAUAGCUGGUCAGUCGUUGGCUGAUCGCGGGAACAUGUGAAUUUCUUUUCCGUCGAAUCUGGGCUGUUCAGUUUUGGAACAGGCGUUGUUGCUUAUUGUCAUCUCCGCUACUUCCCAAAGCAAGUAACUUACAUAAAAGCGCUUUAACUUGUUGCGGAUAAUCCGAGACACAUUCAGCCAAUGUGCAUUACUGAUAUAUGACGAUAUAUCACCAAUAAUAUUUUCAUUCGUAACUUCUGGUGAUGCUAAUCUACAGAUGACAGAGAUUGACAAGUGAUAGAAUCACGGCAGGAAGCGGAGAUACAACAAAGCUAAGAUAACCAAGGAAAGUUAGACUCGUUUGGUUACGGUUUUGACGAGGCGUUGACGGCCUACACCAGUCGUCGUGACGAGUAAGUCGUAACUGACUUUACAGGGUAUUCCUUAAACAAGCAUAUAUAUAUAUAUAUAUAUAUAUAUAUAUAUAUAUACAGGGUAUCUUCUCUUUAGGUAAUGUGAGAAUAUGCUAUUAUUCAUAGUGGUCAGCUAUUCCGAUUAUGUGGGAUACAAUUUAUCAUCCCCAUUGAGUACUAAUAUAUAAUAUUGACGAUAGAGAUUUUAUCGUUAGAUAUUCCACAUAGACAGAUGCGCUAAACCAAACUUGGUACAUAUAAAAGCAAUUAACUGGAUAUUCAACUGCGAACAGUAUAUAAUAUAACGAUACUCAUUACGACACUAACAAUAUAUACAUCUAAAAAAUAGAUAAAACAACGGUUCUGACAAAUUGUUAUAUUCCUUUAAGUAUGCUUCGAGCUGAAGUGUUGCCUGUUCUAAAUAGAUCUUCACUUGGAUAGCUCAGACGAGCACUUGACGAUAAUUGACCGUAUGUUAAAUGCAAUCGACAGUAAGAGUAUAUGGUCCCGAACAGUGACAUCACACAACUAGAAGGAGGUAACACGUAAUGCUGAUCCAAGUGCGAACAAAGUGUGCGCUCAAAAAUCGGUCGUUAACAUUAGUUUGUAUCUAGUUCGAUUUACUUUCAAUCCUGCGCGAUCCGUUUGACAAAAUAAUCUCUUUCUCAUGCUCUUAUUACACCUGCUUUGUCGUCCUAGGUUGAACUGAGCUUUUUCGAGGAAGAGAUAUGUACAGAAAGAUCUAAUUAUGAUAAUAGCUGAGCGAUAACUGAUUGUAUGACGCAACGUGCGACCUAGUGGCUAAUUCAUGUAUAAUAGAUUCGAUUUCACGUUUCUUAGUAAUAGGAAAAAGGCAUCGCUUGUUGUUUUUAAAAGCUUAGUUGCACUGUCAGAAAUAAACCUUUGCUAAAAAUGCCGCAAAACCAUAUAGAGAGACUGGCGGUUAUGAACUAAAGUAGACAUGCAGGUCCUUAAAAAAGGUUUGAUUGUUGCGAACUAGCACCUUGCAGUACGCGGCCGCUGCCAGCUACAGGUUUAGCCCAUUUAUGAUAUUUAAGGCAAGACAAGACAAGACAAGACAAGACAAGGCUAUACAAACACACACUUUCACAGGGUAACUAAAUAACUUCGAAUUAAGAGGAAGGUAAUUUUCUCCAAGAGAUACCGUCGCCUCUUCUCGAAUAAUUUUUAUUCUUACAACAAUAAUAAUACUAUUAAUGAAAUUGCCUAUAUAUACAUAUAUAUAUAUAUACAUGCAUACAUGCAUACAUACAUACAUACAUACAUACAUACAUGCAUACAUACAUACAUAUACAUAGCUUCUAGUUAUCAUGGAAGACACAGCAGUACUCAAAAAUAAUAUAUAUAUACACACUGACUUGAUUAUUUAUACUAUGAUAUGAUGACGAUCGGUGACGAAAUGAAGAAAUUACUAAUGAUAUAUAAUAAUAAUAUAUUGACGAAGUCAGCAGAUGCCGUUGCCGAUAAACACGUAAAGAACCAACGAGAUGUAUCGUGGUACAACAAACAGGGUAUUUUACAUUUGCACAGAAAAUAAACUCAUAUAAAUUAAUAAAGGGAUCGAGAGAUGUAGCUCGAAAAAACCUAGUGGUAUGCUGCUAUAAACGACGUGAAGCCCUGGUAAGCGGCCAGAACAGCUAUGCCUUGCAUUUCCCAUAUAAAUGCAAAUCGUUUAUAUCAGUGUGUAUCUUACUUGUCAACUACUACGCUUCCACAAAUCUCUAACGUAUUAGUUUCUUUGCCAUACGAUACAGUUCAAUAUACGAAUACUGCUUAGCUGACUGGAUGUAUUGUACAUCUCCUGACGAAUUUUCAUUAUGUAUCGUGUAAUCUGGUAUGGCGUGCGCCAUACUGACAACAAAAGUGCAAGUUUCCAGCUGAUCUGGCUGAUUAGCAGAAAAAAGAAGAUGAUUCAGCAUAGAGCGACGCAUAACGAAUGUAGAAAAUACAAUUAUGAAAAUGGUAAAAAAGCGAUAAUCCAUCGUUUAAUGCUUAGAUUAUUAUAAAGGUAUAAGGAAAUAAUGCGAGAUGCAAAAAUAAAUUACA
Messenger RNA from Varroa destructor (honeybee mite), 9948 nucleotides. RefSeq lists its product as uncharacterized. Gene Ontology annotation, biological process: positive regulation of DNA-templated transcription. NCBI's taxonomy places the organism in Eukaryota, Metazoa, Arthropoda, Arachnida, Mesostigmata, Varroidae. Gene Ontology annotation, cellular component: nuclear body. The record is from RefSeq and is a predicted model, not a curated record.